Messenger RNA from Procambarus clarkii (red swamp crayfish), 9254 nucleotides. The record is from RefSeq and is a predicted model, not a curated record. Lineage: Eukaryota; Metazoa; Arthropoda; Malacostraca; Decapoda; Cambaridae.
UUCAGCCACGUUAUUGUGAUUCCUCGUUUCAUCGUCCCUUCACUUUCUAGUGUGUGGUUUGGGUUUAACUACCCAAAACUUCCCCUCUUCAAAUGAGGUGAAACUCGAGCAGCAAAUAAUAAUAUUAAUGAUAUUGCAUUCAUGCAAUAUACAGUGGACAUGUUUAAGUGGUUACAUGGUAGAAUUUGAAGCUAUGAUCAAGAUGAGAAUGUAUGUUAGCACUACAUAUGCCUGCUACUCUAAUUAGGUGUUACUGGACUGUGAUACUCAGCACUAUUUCAUUCAGCUAGAUAAAAUGAAAUGAUUUCUCCAGCAUUGUGAUAAAAUUAUUCAUAAAUGCAGCAUUGUGUAAUGGUUCUGGAUGACAUGGAGCCUAAACCUCUCGUGAGAGAAUUGGGAAAAAGCUGAAGUUAUGCAUCUUAGACAAGAAGAGCAUACAGUAGUCUGUGAAUUUGGUGAUAAAAUAAGUGUAUGUGUGUGAUGCAGCAUAAUUAAGAUGGCAACUAUAUCUUCACAUAUUAGUAUAGAAGGCAUGACAUGCCAGUCAUGUGUAAGGAACAUAGAAGGAACCGUGAGUGGACUUCCUGGCGUGCUCUCCAUUAAAGUCGACUUGGAGGGAAAGCAUGGAACAGCUGUGCACAAUCCACAAGUGAUCACCGGUGCACAAAUUGCUGACAAGAUUGAUGACAUGGGUUUUGAGGCUGAACUCGUUGAUGGAAAGGAUACGUCAGUUGGAAUUGAAGAAGACUUUAUGGUGCUGGACAGUUCCAAGGAAAACAGUGCAGGAAACUCCAAGAAUAAUGUGAAGGUGGCAAAUCUACUAGGGGAACCCAUCAACUGUGCAUGUGGGGACCAAUUGAUUCAAAUCUCUGUAAAAGGCAUGACCUGCAAUUCCUGUGUGAAGAAUAUUGAAGGUCACGUUAAGAAGCAGAAUGGAGUGCAUUUCAUCAAGGUGUCUUUAGAGGAGGAAGUUGCCACACUCAUCAUUGACCCCACACACACGUCUGGAGAGACCAUCAGGACAGUCAUAGAUUCUAUGGGCUUUAAAGCUGCGCUUAUGGAGACUGAUGCACCAGUCAUAAUAGUGGGUAUUGAAGGCAUGACUUGUAUGUCAUGUGUGCGGAACAUAGAGUCAACAGUCGGAGGAAAACCUGGUGUUUUGUCCAUAAAGGUGAGUUUGGAGAACAAAAUUGGUUUAAUCUCAUAUGACCCCAAACAAACAAACCCAGCACAGCUACGAGAACACAUAAAUGACAUGGGUUUUGAAGCAACAUCUCAAGAUGCAGUAGGAUCUGAUAAUUCAAAGUUGCAGACAUGUAUCAUAUCCAUUCAAGGGAUGACUUGCAACUCCUGUGUUCGAAAUAUAGAAGGUACCAUUGGAGUGAAAACUGGCGUUAAAAGCAUAAAGGUUGAUUUAGAGAAAGCUGAAGGUAAAGUAGAAUUCAACCCUGAUGUUGUGACUGCUGACUUGAUAGCAGACAUGAUUGAUGACAUGGGCUUUGAGGCCAGUGUGAAGGCAGACAAAUCGACUAAGAGUGAACGCUCUGUGAUGAAUGGUAAAGCGAAAUCUUCAAAAUUAUCCCGGGAGGUGAGUGUCAGCAGUUCAUACCAAGAAAAUGUUGCCUUUGAAGGAGACGAAGCCGACCUGGAGAAGUGUUUCCUGCGAGUGACAGGGAUGACGUGUGCGUCUUGUGUGGCAGCUAUUGAGAAGCAUGCUAAAAAGAUUGAAGGUGUCCACAGUAUCCUCGUUGCACUAAUGGCAGCCAAAGCAGAAGUACGUUAUGAUCCAGCCAUGGUAUUGCCACAGCAGGUAGCUGCCAGUAUCACCGAACUUGGCUUUCCCACCACCGUGUUAGAGGAAUCAGGAGCUGGUCAGGGGGAGGUGGAUCUGGAGAUAUCAGGGAUGACUUGCUCUUCUUGCGUUUAUGCCAUUGAGUCAAAUGUGAAGAAGUUGAAAGGUGUGAAGUCGGCGGUGGUGGCUCUAGCAACUGAACGGGGCAAGUUUCAUUUUGAUCCUGCGAUCACUGGCCCCAGAGACAUUAUUGACUGCAUUAAUAAUCUUGGCUUCACUGCUACUCUUUACACAAGUGGAACAAAUAAAGGCAGCUAUCUGGAUCACAGAAAGGAGAUUAACAAAUGGAGAAAUUCAUUCAUUGUAUCUCUUCUCUUUGGGGUGCCGGCGAUGUUGGUGAUGGUGUACUUCAUGGCCAUGAUGGAGCACAUGACCCACCAAGAAAUGUGCUGCGUUGUCCCAGGUCUUUCCCUUGAGAACUUGUUACUCUUCCUUUUAUCUACUCCUGUGCAGUUCAUUGGAGGGCGGCAUUUCUAUAUACAAGCAUUUAAGGCCCUACGACACAAGACUGCUAAUAUGGAUGUUCUUAUUAUGCUGGCAACAACCAUCUCAUAUAUUUACUCAUUGGGUGUGGUCAUUGCCGCCAUGAUUCUACAACAAGAAGCAAGCCCAAUGACAUUCUUCGACACUCCUCCAAUGUUGUUGGUGUUUGUGUCUCUUGGACGUUGGCUUGAACACAUUGCCAAGGGCAAAACUUCCGAGGCUUUGGCAAAACUGAUGUCAUUACAAGCAACAGAGGCAACACUGGUGACACUCGAUGAAAAUAGUGAGACGGUCUCAGAGAAAGUCAUUGAUGUGCAGCUGAUUCAGAGAGGAGAUAUGCUCAAGGUCAAACCAGGAGAAAAGGUUCCAGUUGAUGGACGUGUAGUUUCUGGAGAGAGCAUGGCAGACGAGUCACUCAUUACAGGAGAGUCGAUGCCUGUUGCCAAGAAACCUGGCUCUCAGGUUAUUGGUGGCUCUAUCAACCAGAAUGGUCUUCUGAUGAUCAAGGCAACGCACAUUGGGAGUGAUACAACACUUUCACAAAUUGUAAAGCUAGUUGAAGAAGCACAAACAUCGAAGGCACCCAUCCAACAACUUGCUGACAAGAUUGCAGGCUACUUUGUGCCAAUGGUGGUCACAGUGUCUACCUUGACACUCAUCUGUUGGAUUAUUAUUGGCUUUGUUGACAUCACACUAGUUGAUACAGACUAUGCCCAGAAGCUUGGUGAGGGAUUUACACGUACUGAAAUCAUUUUGGAGUUUGCUUUUCGGUGUGCCAUCACUGUCCUUGCCAUUGCAUGUCCAUGUGCUCUUGGACUUGCUACACCAACAGCGGUGAUGGUGGGUACUGGAGUUGGCGCUACUAAUGGCAUACUUAUCAAGGGAGCGGAACCCUUAGAAAAUGCUCACAAGGUGAAGACUGUUGUUUUUGACAAGACCGGGACCAUCACCCACGGCACACCAACACUAGCCAAGCUCGCCCUCUAUGUGGACGAGACGGUGUGUACCCUCGCGCAGUUCCUCGCUAUUGUGGGAGUUGCGGAGAACAACAGUGAACACCCUAUUGCAACAGCCAUAUCCAAGUUCUGUCGUCAAGCAUUGGGUAACCUGAAUGCUCAUUGUGAGAACUUCAAGGCAGUGUCUGGCUUUGGGUUGCAGUGCACAAUAUCUGGCACACAACACCUCGUCCAAGCAGCUAUGUCCUCAGAAAUGCUUCUAAAUGUGAAAAAUCUCACUAUUAAUUAUAUAAAUGAAUAUGGACUGACGGAUGUGGUGGAUCGGUCAUCACAAAGACAGGAGGAUAUGUUUCUGAUUGGUGAUGUCUUGAUUGAUUGUUCUCAUGCACCACGUGUAUCAUUUGACACUGAAAACACUCCUCUGUUCUCACCAUCUACAAUGACUACCUCCAAGGAUAACGAUGAAUGCAAGGAACCUUACCAGGUGCUUAUUGGUAAUAGAGAUUGGAUGGAGCAAAACGAAGUAAUUGUCCCCAAAUCUGUGGAUGAGCAGAUGGCUGAACAAGAGCAGUUGGGCCGGACUGCUGUACUUACUGCUGUUAAUGGCCAGUUGCUAGGCAUGAUGGCUGUAGCAGACACUGUGAAGCCCGAGGCAGCUCUAACUGUAUAUACUCUAAAAAAGAAAGGACUCGGUGUCAUUCUGCUGACAGGUGACAAUCAGAAAACAGCGGCAGCCAUUGCAAGACAAGUUGGAAUCACCCGAGUGUUUGCUGAAGUUCUUCCUUCUCACAAAGUAAAGAAAGUGAAACAACUUCAGGAGUUGGGUCAGAAAGUGGCAAUGGUUGGUGACGGUGUAAAUGACUCGCCGGCCUUGGCCCAAGCUGAUGUUGGCAUUGCUAUAUCUUCUGGCACGGAUGUUGCAGUUGAGGCAGCUGAUGUUGUACUUAUUAGGAAUGACCUAAUAGAUGUGGUUGCUUGCUUGGAUCUCUCCAAGAAAACUGUGCGUAGAAUCCACCUUAACUUCAUAUUUGCUUCAAUCUAUAACUUAGUGGGGAUACCAGUUGCAGCAGGAGUAUUUAGGCCUUUCGGUUUUUACUUACAGCCAUGGAUGGGCUCAGCUGCAAUGGCCUUGAGCUCUGUGUCUGUGGUGUGUUCAUCUCUUCUGCUUAAAAUGUAUCGUAAACCAACAAGAGAAACACUAGCGACUCUCGACUAUCGUAAAGCGCAAGAAGCACGACUAAUAGGGCAAAAUGACGAUGACAACAUAUCAGUUCAUCGAGGCCUUGAUGACAUUCCUAUUCCUGCCACACCAACUUCGGCUCUUUCCAGAGUCAGAAAAAAUCUACAGGGUCUUUACCGGUCAAGGAGAUCGGAAUGUCAGUGCGCAGGCAUGAGAUAUGGUGGAAAGUGUUCGUGCAGCUAUACUCAGUCCCUGAAAGCCAGGUACAACGCCAUAACAGGUGUGGAGAUAGGCGAGAGUGAUGCCGAGAUGGAGGAACUCUUGCCUAGAGUUAAUGUAGCUGAAGGAGAAGGAGGGAGAAUGUUUGAGCAUGAUUUUGGUGGUGGUGGUGGUGGUAGUGGUGUUGGUGGUGGUUGUGGUGAUGGUGAUGGUAGUGGUGAAGAUGACAGACCCACACUAGUGCCAUCUGAGUCUCUAGUGGUGCAUCUUUAGUCAGCUCCUGCUACUAUUUACACUGUCUUAAUAUUUGGAUCCCUGCGCAGACCAGGGAGGCAAGGCCACAUUCCAGUACCGACAGAUGACGACUUGGACCUGGAGCUCAAGUUUAUUUCCACGUGAUAGUUUUAUAGCUAUCUUUCUCCGCUGUUUUCUGAUGUGGGCUGCUAUUCUACUCUAUUUUUAUCAUUGCAAGAUUUCAUAAUUUUGUAAAUUUUUCUCUCAUCCUGAAAAGAUUUUAAGAUCUUUUUGUAAUGUGCUUCCUAAGUACUGUACUGUUUCAGAGCAAUGGCAGCCAUCCCAUCAGUUAUGGUCUGUUUCCUCUACUCUGGGUUCACUGUAUCUUUGUAAUCCUCAUAUACCAAUCACCCUCUCCAUACUCUUGCUUAGUCCUAUCCUCAUUGUCUGGUACUACACAUGUAUCUUACAGUUCAUAUACUGUAUUUCAAUAGCCUGAAUUAAAAUUCUGGUACUGUUUUAACCAUUCCGUAUCCAGAUUUGACUCACAUGUUAGACUCAGAAUGAUCCUUGCUUCUUGUAGUCUCAAGAAAUUCCUUGUUGACUUGAGAACCAGCUUUUAUCAUUCUAUGCUACUGGUCCUCUCUUGCCUCUUUUUGACCCUCCCUAGUGCUCCUUUAUGAUGUCUUGCUGUACUGCCUCACCCCCUUGUGUUUGUCCUUCCCUCACUUGUAUUUCCCUAUGACAUCUCACUAUACAACCAAGCCCUCACCUUAUUGUCUCAUUCAUGUCUCCCUCGUCGAGGGGUCUUGGCAAGGGAGUGCACGUGCAUUUUGCAUAUUCCUAAGAUACCAAAUCUUUUGGGUUUUGCCUUCAAUUAAUUCAUCAAUCUCCAAAAUUCUUGGUUCUGUACUCAGCAAAACUAUUCAAGCAGUAAUAUAUUGUACUGUACUGGUAUAUAUUUGUAUUACUUUAGCUAAAGCAGACAGAAUAGUUUACAUGUUGGUUAUUUCCUCCUGCAUGAAGGUCAUGCUACACUGCUCACAUGGGUUGGGCUGCACUUAGCGCACAUAGGUUGAGCGUCACUUAGCUUUAAGGUGUGGUGAUAUGCGAGUAUAUUUAUUCUUGUAAUCCUAUCAAAGUACAGUACUCUGCCUAUUUUUAUAUUAAGGGAAUAUUGUUGUGGUGUCUAAUUUUAGUCUGUUACUUAAAAUGUAUAUUUUUAAUAUUUGUAUAUAAUACUGUACAUGCACAGGUACUUAGGUACUGUGUAUGAGUUAUCAUGGACAACUUAUAAUUCAGUACUUCAGGUUUAUACUCUAUUUUUUUACAUAAAUUUUAGAUUUUAUUAUGUUAUAAAAAUAUUCAAUGUGACACUAAUGCAAAUGGUAAAUGUGAGGAGAAAAAUGUGAAUUUACAUUUUGUGAAAACUUUGAAUGAACAAAUAAAUGAAAUCAGUAAGGUUAUUGAUAAGAGAGAAAGAUAUUUAGUAUAUUAUAUUAGGAUGCCAAUUUGUUAAUAUCUGGAAGAAGUAUGGAAGGAGGCAAGGUAUUAAUGAGGAGAAAGCACAAAGCCAUUUUGACUGUAGCAUUUGGAAGGUGUAUCAGGACAACGAGCUAAGUACAGAGAUGAGAAGCUUGCAUGACAGAGCAGCAAUUGUAUGAAAAUAAUGAGGUCCUCCUGCAUAGUGUUGAAGAUAUGUGAUAUAAUGUUGAUAAUGGGCAAUAAGAAUGCUACAAAUAAAGAAAGAAAAUAGAAUGAAGAUUUGAUCUUAUUUUCACAUGCAAGUAAAGUAUAAAUUAAUUUCUGUCGAAUAACAUUCAUUGUAAUGUUAUUCUACAGUGUAUAUACUACAGUGGAUUCUACAGAACACUGACAGAGAAGGUGUACAAUAAAGUGAAUACUUUAUACAUUAUAGAUAUAAAAAGAUUCCAAGUCUCUGUCUUUUAGAGGGAAGGAAGUCAAGGUUCUUUGAAGUAUUUUCAAUUGAAGAAAUGUAUGUAAUAAAGUUAAUAUUCUCAUUGGUAAGAUUGAACAUGAAAUGAGGCAUUGUUCCAGUACAGUACAAGUAAACCUUGGUGGCAGGGAACAAAAAUGAGUUAAUUUUGUCCAUCUUGCUGUCUUAUCAUUCCUCCUAAUUCAUCUUCUGACGAGUGUGUCUGAAUUUGUAUACAGAAGGUUGUUAAAAGUAAAUUUUGAUAUGAGUAAGUGUCUUGUUUAUGAAAGACACUGACAGCCUGGAUGUAGAAUUAAAAUUAGGUGAAAUAUUUUUUUAUAUACUGUAUAUAAUUUUGCAUCAAUCUGAAAUGGCAAGAAGAGUGAUACUUAGCCAGGAUAGCAGCAGGAAAGCACAGUCAGGCUUUGAUAAUGGAAUCUAUAUUGAUCAAAACUAUUUUUAAUAAUUGUGGCCAUUCAUUUUCUUACAUUUGGCCCUAUCAUACAUAAGUGAAAUAUUAUAUUUAGUAUGUUAUACAGUAGUUGUAAUGAAGAGCAUAAAGAAUAAAAAUUAUCUGUUUGAGAUAUGUUUAGCAUUAGGAAGACAUUAAAGAGCUUCAUGGCUUGGAGUGCAUCGGGAUAGGGUACCACGAAGAAUAAAACCUGGAGGAAUAUAAUGAAGUGAACAUAGUGUGACAGAUGGGGACAAGAUGAAGGGCAGACAAUGGAAAAAAUGGCAAUGAUAAAUGAUGUAUUAUUAAAAUACAAAGAUGUCAGAUCUUGCUAGAGAUUAGCUGAAGACUGUAUAGUGGAAGCAUUUUGUUAAGGGCAUUAAAUGAAAUAAAGGAGCAGCCGUUACCUUACAAGCCACAUUAGCACAUGUAGUUAAAGAAAGAAGUGCAGUAGAUAUGUGCAAGAUACAUGAUGGUAUAACGAAGUAUACCAGGUGAAAGAACAUAGUAAUACAGUACUGUACUAUGAAAAAAAAGUUGUUGAUAUAGUAAAAUAUUCGAGAGUUCGAGUCUCCCAGGGCCCAAGUGAAUGAAAUUGUUGACAUAGUUAUUGAGAGAUAUACAAGAUAUUGCUGGAUUAUUUGCUGAUUAUCAUAUUAAGGCAGCCCUGAUCCUGAUACAGGAAGCCACUGGGACUCAGAGAAAGGUGUUUCAUUGCAUUCAACACUGGGUUUUUUCGCAUAAUUGGUAAGCUGUAUAGUACUAAUAUUUGUAUCUCUUUAAUUUAAAAAUAAAGAAAAGAAAAUAGAGUUGGGAGAAUUUAUGUAGAAAUAAUAUUUUUCAAAAAUAGUUUGCACAAACAUGUUAUCGAGAAAGUUUUGAUGAAACAAAUUGAAAUUGAGUGAGAAAGUAAGGUGAAGAAAACUUGAAAAAGAGUAUGUGAGUGCCCACAAUCCUUGAUCACAAACACAUUAAUACUCUCCUUGAUUUGUAAAUAUUGUACUUUCUUCAUGUAUUCAUAUAAUCCAUUAUAAAAUACAAUAUAUGUUUUGCCCUGUUGGUUUAUUGUUCCUCUAUAACAAUGUCCAUAUUUGUCAUAUAAUCACCCAUUCAUCAAAUUCUUAAGAGUUCUUUGAAUUCAUACAAAGUUACAAACUUAAUUCUCUCACCUGUAUUCCAUUUCUAGUUUAAGUCUUCAUAUAUUUAUUUAAUUUUAAAAUAGGUUUUCUGGGGAAGCCCUGUAGCUUCAGGGAGCCUCCCGGGCUAUGCCCAGAAAAGGGCUUUUCAAUAAUCCACUGCUAGUUUUUUACUAGAUUUUCUCUAAACACUAUUCAUCUUAAGAAAUUAUGUGAAUAAUAGUAUAUAUACUGUAAUUAAAAUAUAAAAAAUUAUGGUAGAGAAAUUAUAUAUAUCAUUGCAAAUUCACUUCAAUCAUUUGGUCGCCGGUCGGCCGAGCGGACAGCACACUGGACUUGUGAUCCUGUGGUCCUGGGUUCGAUCCCGGGCGCCGGCGAGAAACAAUGGGCAAAGUUUCUUUCACCCUAUGCCCCUGUUACCUAGCAGUAAAAUAGGUACCUGGGUGUUAGUCAGCUGUCACGGGCUGCUUCCUGGGGGUGGAGGCCUGGUCGAGGACCGGGCCGCGGGGACACUAAAGCCCCGAAAUCAUCUCAAGAUAAGAUGUAAACCAAUCACAUUCCAGGGGUAAUGUUUCACAAGUGAUGUGAGAUAUUAAUAUAGAUAGGAGGUUUAUUUUCACUAUAUUUGAUCAAUUUUAAAAUGUGAACUGUAAAAUCAGUCAGGUUUAUUUUUCAGCACAUUCUUUUCUGAUUACAUAUACAGUACUGUAUCAUAAAUCCUAUGGGUUGAAUAUUCAAAUAUUGUAAUGUACCAGAAGCAUGUAUUGUAAUAAAAGAUUCAAAUAAUAAAAUUAUCAUCAAAAUCCA